Peromyscus eremicus (cactus mouse) is the source of this 2355-nucleotide messenger RNA. It is a transcript of the gene Dcph1, whose product is annotated as acidic residue methyltransferase 1. Gene Ontology annotation, molecular function: phosphatase activity. The record is from RefSeq and is a predicted model, not a curated record. The coding region runs from base 121 to 1440 and encodes 439 amino acids. NCBI's taxonomy places the organism in Eukaryota, Metazoa, Chordata, Mammalia, Rodentia, Cricetidae. The transcript is spliced from 5 exons. Gene Ontology annotation, biological process: DNA damage response. Gene Ontology annotation, cellular component: nucleus; cytoplasm.
AAGCGGUUUGUUUAUUUAUUUAUUUUUUUAUUUUUAAAGCCCCAACGCUCCUUUCCCCGGCCUGGCGGCGUCGACGGUUGAACCCCCGGUGACGCCGGCGUGUGGCGCGUGUCGCCGGCGAUGGCCGAGACCCCGGCGUUUCUCUCCGCUCAGGAAGUAGGGUCAUUUGCUUAUCUUACAAUUAAGGACAGAACACCUCAGAUCUUAACCAAGGCUAUUGAUACAUUGCAUCGACAUAAAAGUGAAUUUUUUGAAAAACAUGGAGAGGAAGGAGUGGAAGCUGAAAAGAAAGCCAUCUCUCUUCUCUCUAAGUUACGGAAUGAAUUACAGACGGAUAAACCGAUUAUCCCCUUGGUUGAUAAAUGCAUCGACACUGACAUAUGGAACCAGUACCUGGAAUAUCAGCGGAGUCUUUUAAAUGAAGGCGAUGGGGAGCCACGCUGGUUCUUCUCGCCCUGGUUGUUCGUAGAGUGCUACAUGUAUCGGAGGAUUCAUGAAGCUGUCAUCCAGAGUCCACCAAUCCAUGACUUCGAUGUAUUUAAAGAAAGCAAAGAUAAGAACUUCUUUGAGUCCCAGGAGUCCAUCAGUGCUCUGUGUACAUACUUGCAGCAGUUGAAACCAGCCAAAGACCUCAGUGAGAGCCAGCUGAAGGAUGAGUUUUUUAAACUUCUGCAGAUCUCUCUCUGGGGGAAUAAGUGUGACUUGUCUCUGUCGGGUGGAGAAAGCAGUUCCCAGAAGACCAGUGUAAUGGACUCUUUGGAAGGCCUAAAACCAUUCAUUCUGAUAAAUGAUACAGAAUCUCUUUGGACAUUGCUCAGUAAAUGCAAGAAAACAGCAAAACCACCUAUAGUUAGAGUAGAUAUUGUUCUGGAUAACUCUGGGUUUGAACUUGUUACAGAUCUAGUCUUCGCUGACUUCUUGUUAUCCUCUGAGUUAGCUACUGAGAUUCAUUUUCAUGGAAAAACUAUUCCGUGGUUUGUGUCUGACGUUACAGUGCGUGACUUUAAUUGGACAGUUGAACAUAUGAAGAGUAAUAAUCAGGAGUCCAUGUCCACCUGUGGUGCUGACUGGGAAAACUAUGUUAAGAUGGGUAGAUGGAUUUACCAUGAUCAUAUAUUUUGGACUCUGCCUCACCCAUAUUGUGCGAUGGCCGAGGUCUCCCCUGACUUGUAUGCUGAACUACAAAAGGCGUGCCUUGUUUUGUUCAAGGGGGAUUUGAAUUAUAGGAAGUUGAUGAGUGACAGAAAGUGGGAGUUUACCGUUCCAUUCCAUCAGGCCCUGAGUGGCUUCCACCCUGCACCUCUGUGUAGCAUAAGGACAUUAAAGGCUGAGCUUCAGGUUGGUCUACAGCCUGGGCAAGCCGAGCAGCUCUCGGCUUCUGAUCCCCACUGGCUGACCACUGGCAAGUAUGGAAUAUUUCAGUUUGAUGGUCCACUUUGACUCUGCUCAGGAGCUCCCGGCUAAUCUCCUUUCAGCUCCAGAAAAACAGUGCAUGGAUCUAGUCCUGCUUCUUAUCAGCCGUGGGAACCCCAUUUCUCAGCUCCUAUUGCUCCCUUACACCGUAGAUGACACUUCCUUGGAACAGUUCCCCAUUGCCAUGUUUGGGAAGAUGGGGUUUUAAGCUAGGUAUACUCUGCUGGAAUUUUCAUCACUAUUUCAAGUUAAAUGUAAACUUUUAAGUGGUUUUAAUGAACUCAUUCUUAAUUGCAAAGAAUGAGAAAUGAAAGCGAAGUCUGCUUUUUAAGUUAGUCAAUCCUGUUUUUUUUUUUUUUUCCUUAAACAGAAUGAUUAUUGAAUAUCCUAAGAAUCCUGCAUAUUAUUUAACUUAGUUUUGGCUCUUGAACUAAUGGCCUACAGAGCACAUGCCUUGUAACAGCUCUGUAGGGAGGCAUGUCCGUGAUGCUUGAACACACAGAGACAGAAUUACCUCAGACCUGAACUACAGCCUGCUCUCUUGCAUGCAUCUUAAGUUUUAAAAGCCUGUUUUCUUGCCUGACUUUGUAUUUGAUUGACCUGUGAUAUGGGUCAAAGCACAAAAUGAACAUUGUGAAACAAGCUAUGUUUGACAGAGUGCAAGUGCAGGAGCUUUUCCAUUCUCCUUCGAUGUCCACAUUGACGUCACCACCACACAGGUGUCCAGAUGAACAGCUUCCGUUUGCAGUACUAGAAGAGUGUCAGAUGGAAAAGCUUGUUUUGCGUUGUGUUCGAUACUGCCAAUCCGAGCUCAUUCUUUACAUUACACAUUGUAUUCCUCACCUCAGAUGUCAAGAGUCUGCAAAUUCAUGCUACUUUGUUUGGUAACAAACCUGGAAAUGUUUUCUUGUACUGGAAUAAUAAACGAAUUUUACUGAGAAA